Molecule: messenger RNA, 1844 nt
Organism: Lolium rigidum
Lineage: Eukaryota; Viridiplantae; Streptophyta; Magnoliopsida; Poales; Poaceae
Product: ankyrin-1-like
Exons: 12
Coding region: 88-1464 (458 amino acids)
Molecular function (GO): protein binding
Source: RefSeq, a predicted model, not a curated record
ACAGCUGUCUCCCACUUCCACUCCCCAUCUCAUGCUUCUCUGCUUCAGACCACCAAACCCUACCAGCUCGCUCCCAUUCCCGCCGCCAUGGCGCGCCCUAGCCACGAAUUCGCCUACGCUGAUGGGACGCCGGAGAUGCAGCUCCUCGGCGCGGCGACCACGGGCGACCUCGCCCUCCUCGAGCGGAUGGCGAUUAAGCUCGAUGGUGGUCGCGGCCGCCUUGCGGAGGCGGUGGAAGCCGUCAAAGAUAACGGCGUUGGGGCGCUGCACCUCGCCGCCGGGGGCAAGAAAGCCGAAGUCUGCGAGUUCCUUGUCGAGGAUAUCCGGGUGGAUGUGGAUGCACUUGACAUGUGUGGUAGAACACCUCUCGUUUGGGCAAUUAGUUGUAAAAAAGGGAAGAUGGAUAUUGUCAGGUAUCUUCUUGAUCAUGGUGCCAAUCCAAAUCAUGUCGACAAAACAGGGUGUACUCCUCUCCAUGAGGCCACCAAAAUAGGGCACUGUGAAGUAGUAGAACUCUUGCUCUCUAGAGGCGCUUAUGUUGAUACAUUUUCUACUGAUCAUGGAACACCGUUGCAUGUUGCUGCUAAGCAUAAGCAGGACAGCGUCAUGAAGAUUUUGCUAGAUCACCAUGCAGAUUGCAACAAGAUUCUCGGCAGUUUCUGCUCACCUCUCAUGCUUGCUAUCCAUAGUCGCUCAGUGAAAUGUGUGAACCUACUGCUUGAGGCUGGUGCCGAUGUGAAGGGUAUGCGUACUUCGACCCCCUUGCAAAGUGCUGCAAUGGGUGGCCUAACUGACGUCUUGAAGCCCCUGUUGGAUGCUGGUGCAGAUCCUGAUGUCCGAGAUGAACUUGGUCUCUUACCAAUACAACUCGCGGCAUACUUUGGUACACGCAAAGAUGUCGAGAUCCUGUUUGAAGUUACUUCUUCUCGUAUUCCAGCUGUACAUGAUUGGAGCGUUGAUGGAAUAAUGAGUUAUACUGCAAAAUCAGAGCCAAAGUUGGAGGAUCACCCUUUGUCUAAAAUGCCAGUAGCUAAGUUGAAAGAAGAAGGCGACAAAGCUAUGCAUAAAGAGGAUUACAAUGCUGCAUUAGAAUUCUAUACCAUGGCUAUGGUUAUUGAUCCUGACAAUGCUGAUUCAACCUUGAUGGGCAAUAGGGGUUUUUGCCGGCUUCUACUGGGCAAUGGAGAGGGUGCUUUAAAUGAUGCCCUUUUUUGCAGGACAGUACGACCUGACUGCGCAGAUUCAUGCUGGCUGCUGGGCUACUCAUAUGUGCAACUAAAGGUGUAUGAAAAGGCAUGUGAUGCAUUUCUUGAUGGUCUCAAAUUGAAGCCAGGGUUUGUUGGAAUCGAGAAGGCGUUAAGGGAAGCUCUGAGAUUAUUGAAAGAAUCUCACGCUGACAAGAAGAACGGCUCGGAAGGACAAUAUCGUGAAGCACGUUUUUUUCCUUUGAAGAGAGCAAUUUGAGACGUCUUGACUCUUUUGACAAAUUGCCUGCUGCGUGCUGAAGGUGAAGAACCUGGUGCUUGAUUGCCGGUUGGACUGUAGGUUCUUUGUGCCUGCGGCUGCAACCCUGAAAGCCUGAACAUUUUGUUGUCAUAUGCAUACUGGCUGCGUAGUGCUACAAAGUAGAAACUGCUCUUAAUAUCUAUUACCUCCGUUCUGAAAUGUAAUCCUUUUUAGAAAGCUAAAUUAGCUGUCCAAAAAGGCUUACAUCACGGUGAUGAUUUGGCUGUGUAUCGGUAGUUUUGGCGCUCUGCAUAUUUUUAUUUUCUUCCAAACAGAUGUAUGCGGGCCUUUUUUUUGGUGGGAUGAUAUGCAGUUCGUUGUCCAUCUAUUUGUUCGAA